This is a messenger RNA of Stylonychia lemnae, 2151 nucleotides long. The record is from the annotation of a GenBank genome assembly. Lineage: Eukaryota; Ciliophora; Spirotrichea; Sporadotrichida; Oxytrichidae.
AUGACAUUUAUCUCAAAGUUUGAAAAGCCAAUCCACUAAAUUUAGCUUGAAAAAAUAGUAAAAAUUCAUAAGAACUCUGAUGGUUCAAUUCUUUUACUUGAGUUAAGCGACCAUAAGAUCCAGUAGCAGUAAAUGCAAACAGAUCUUAUUGGCCUGCUAAACAUUUUAAACAACACUACUAAUGCAUCUCCAAGUAAGUAUGUGUUGGCACAUAAAUAUUAAGAUGAAAUUUGCUACAAAGAUCCCACAGAAGGAGAUUGCAGACAGAAUUUAUAUAUCAGUCAUGAAAUCUAGAAGUUUGAAUGGUGGAUGCUAGCUAAAUUCGUAACUAAAUACGACUUUUUCAAGGAGUAAAAGGAUGUAGGAGUACUGGUGAUUAGUAAGUCAGGAAUAUAGAAAUCUCAGCAGUUGAAUUACUAUUAUAAUCUUGAUGGGAAGUUUAAGAGUUAAAGACUUACUAACUUCGUAGAAGAUUAUUAGAUAGUCAAUGAACAGUUUAUCUACGUAAUUAAGAGUUAGAUGAAUCAGCAGAAGUUAUUUGUUGUAAAAUACGAUAUUGAUAACAUCUUUGGAAACCCAGUGUCUGUAAGAUUUAACAAGCAUGGAGCUUUUUCCAAGAAUCUAAAUUAUAAGUUUAUUUCCAACUCAGUUGGGGCAAACAAGAAUUCUUAAUUCACUUGUGUAGUUUCGACAAAAUACGGAGACUAAGGUCUUAAGAAUACAGUCUCAUCAAAAAAGUUCCUCUAUCAAUCAGAUCAUAGGGGAGCUGAGUUUUCCUUGCUUCUCGACGAUAUCAAUAUGAUUGAAGAUAAAAUAGUUGAUCUUUCUAAACUAGAAUCAAUGGAUUUCGUAAUGAUAGCUAACACUCAUAAAUCUCAAGCAGCAAUUGAGAACAACGAAGCUGAUACUUUAGAUCUUGAGGACGACACAUUGGUGAGUGUAGAUCUUGAUGAGGACGAAGUAGAGAUGUUCAAGACUACUAUAAGCUAUAAUAAUGGAGCACAGUGGCAUAAAAUCUCUAACAUCUUUGAAAAUAAAGCAAUUCAUUAUAGGUGCUAAGAUAAUGACUGUAAUGUUAAUUUGAUCCUUCACAAGCAUCCAAGCACCCUGAACAUUCCUCAGGUAAAGUCACAUUUCCACAGCAAUGGUGUUAUCAUGGCUAAUGGCUUCUUCGGAGGUUUCGACUUUGAGAAUGUCAAGACUUUGGUCUCAAGUGAUGGAGGUCUAUCUUGGACUAUUAUCUCGAAUUAGCCUUCACACUUUCUUAUUCUUGAUAAGGUUGGCGUAUUAGCACUAUGUUCAUUUCAGAAACUGACAUCCACAAUAUCUUAUUCAUUGGAUUUUCAAACUUCCAAGCAGUUUAAAUUCACAGACUCCUUACUAAUCAUAGAAAACAUAAUACAAGAUAAGCAGAAUCCCUUUAAACUGAUAGUGUUUACAAAGAUACCUAAGAAUAAAGAAUUAAACAGAAGUAACUCUUCUUACUAGCUAUUUGAAAUCAAUCUAAAUGAAAUCCUAGCUAAUGAGAGACCAUGCGAUCAGAAUAGUGACUACGAGAUGUUCCAUCCUCAUGAUAUAAACUAGUUUCACACUUAGUGCUAUAUGGGAGCCAAGUAUUCUUAUUUCCGCAAAAAGACUGCCUCUAAUUGCUACAUAAAAGAUGUGGAUCAAUCCCCCUUAGAGCUUUAAACUCUGAUUAAUAAUCGCAAAGUCACUCCUUGUGAGUGCUCUGACGCAGACUAUGAAUGCGAUGAAGGCUUUCAAAGAGCAGAUGAUGAGUCAGAGAUCUGCAUCCCUUUGGAAAAGAGCGAGACUGAAAGGCACAAAGCAGAAAAAGAAUGCGCUCUCGGUAACUUUUACUAUCAAAGAUCAGGCUAUCGUAAAAUUCCAGGAAAUCUGUGCUAAAACGGCUUGCAUUUGGAUAGAGAUAUUUAAGUGCAGUGUGUUGAUGCUCUCAAAGACUACACACUGCGGUAUUUACUAAUGCUUUUGGGCUUAAGUACAAUUUAUUAUGUCUGCUAUUUAACAUUUUGGUUCUAUCAGACUUAGAAUGUAGAGUAGCAAGUCCUUAACAGGCUGAAGAAGAAAUAACCCCCUAUUAAACGAGAAACUAACAAUAAAGAGGAAGAUAAAAAUUCUUUAAUUAAUUGA